Messenger RNA from Impatiens glandulifera, 909 nucleotides. RefSeq names its product putative nuclease HARBI1. Lineage: Eukaryota; Viridiplantae; Streptophyta; Magnoliopsida; Ericales; Balsaminaceae. The transcript has a single exon. The coding region runs from base 1 to 909 and encodes 302 amino acids. The record is from RefSeq and is a predicted model, not a curated record.
AUGUUGGCAUAUGGUGUUCCAGCAGAUGCCACAGAUGAGUAUAUUAGAAUUGGAGAGUCCACUGCAAUUGAAAGCAUGAAAAGGUUCUGUCGAGCUAUGGUUGAGAUAUUUAGCGAGCAGUAUCUCAGAAGGCCAACAUCAAAUGAUAUUUCUAGACUUCUUUAUGUUGGCCAGAAACGAGGAUUUCCUGGAAUGUUAGGCAGUUUAGAUUGUAUGCAUUGGAAGUGGAAAAAUUGUCCAACCGCGUGGGCUAGACAAUAUACAGGCCGUAGUGGAAAACCUAAAAUCAUUCUCGAAGUUGUAGCAGAUUAUGAUCUUUGGAUAUGGCACGCAUAUUUUAGUUUGUCAGGCACCAACAACGAUAUAAAUGUGUUAGAGUCAUCUCAUUUGUUCUCGGAUCUAACUCAAUGUAUUUCUCCUCCAGUUCAUUAUGUAAUCCAAGGAAAAGAAUAUAACACGGGCUAUUAUUUAGCUGAUGGCAUAUAUCCAAAAUGGUCUACUAUUGUGCAAACAAUUCAUGAGCCUCGUGGUCCGAAGAAAAAAUAUUUUGCAAUGAAACAAGAAGCAUGUAGAAAAGACGUUGAACGUGCAUUUGGAGUUCUUCAAUCACGUUUUGCCAUUGUAGCAGGACCGGUACGAUGUUGGAGAAAAGAAGUGAUGCAUGAUAUAAUGACUACGUGCAUAAUUUUGCAUAAUAUGAUUGUUGAGGAUGAACGUGACCUUACUGCACCUAUUCAAAUUGAAACGGAAACGCUUUCACCGGAGGUCGAAAUGGUGAUAGAUGAAAAUACUCGAUUUCAAGAUUUCAUUUCUCGAUAUGGAAAAAUUAGAAACAGAGAAGCUCACAUAGAACUUCGUAAUGCAUUAAUUGAUCAUCUGUGGGAGAAGUACACCAAUUCCGAGAAUUGA